Molecule: messenger RNA, 3749 nt
Organism: Tupaia belangeri chinensis (Chinese tree shrew)
Lineage: Eukaryota; Metazoa; Chordata; Mammalia; Scandentia; Tupaiidae
Gene: DSG4
Product: desmoglein 4
Exons: 18
Coding region: 1-3654 (1217 amino acids)
Biological process (GO): homophilic cell-cell adhesion
Cellular component (GO): plasma membrane; desmosome
Molecular function (GO): calcium ion binding
Source: RefSeq, a predicted model, not a curated record
AUGGCGCCCACCCUAUGGCAAAAUCCACCAAAGAGGGAUAUGGAUGAGGAAAUUGCAAUUUUGAGAACCAAAUUAACUCCUUCAUCCAAAUUACUCCCAAAACAGACCACAGAAGCUGUUCUUCAUGUGCUGAAGCUCAGAGUCCUGGCCAAACUUCGUCUUUGGGACUCGACUUUGAGAUCAUCCCCACAACCCUCACAAGACGUAAACACAAAUGAGUCCUCGCGCUGUAGGAUUUUUCUUUGGUGUCCAACAAAGGGUUUCAUUGCAAUAAGAAGCAAGGUGUGUCUAAGUUCUUACCCAGAGCCCAAACAAUGCCAGCCUUCCAGACCAGCCCAGGAGUGUGGGGUGGGGAAACAGAGUCAUUAUAGAACAUCUUCAUCCCUCUGCCCAGAGAGCAUCAGAGUUAUCACCGAUGCCCUCCCAAAAGGGCAUCUCGAAGUACAUCUUGCUGCAGAGCCACCUUCAGAACCCAGAAGACUGGGACUAAAAUUGAAGUUCACUGGAAUUUGUGUGCAAGAGAAACCUAAAGGAAUGGAUUGGCUCCUUCUCAGAAGCAUUUGCCUUCUGAUCAUUCUAAUGGUGGUGUUGGAAGUAAACAGUGAAUUUAUUGUUGAGGUGAAAGAAUUGGACAUUGAAAAUGGCACUACAAAAUGGCAAACUGUCAGAAGACAAAAGCGGGAGUGGAUCAAGUUUGCUGCAGCCUGCAGAGAAGGAGAGGACAACUCGAAGAGGAAUCCAAUUGCCAAAAUUCGAUCAGACUGUGAAGCAAACCAGAGGAUUACAUACCGAAUCUCGGGGGUAGGGAUUGAUCGGCCACCUUACGGAGUAUUCACCAUCAAUCCUCGGACUGGGGAAAUUAAUAUCACAUCAGUGGUGGACAGAGAGAUAACUCCACUUUUCUUGAUUUAUUGUCGGGCUCUGAAUUCACGGGGUGAAGAUUUAGAAAGACCUCUUGAGCUUAGAGUCAAAGUUAUGGAUAUAAAUGAUAACCCUCCAGUUUUCACACAACACGUGUACACAGCCAGCGUGGAAGAAAACAGUGAUGCGAAUGUAAUGGUAGUAAAAGUAAGUGCCACAGAUGCCGAUGAAGACAAUCACCUGAAUUCUAAAAUCGCCUACAAGAUCGUCUCCCAGGAGCCUGCAGGGGCACCGAUGUUCAUUCUCAACAGAUACUCUGGAGAAGUCCGCACGAUGUCCAGUUUCCUUGACAGAGAGCAACACAGUAUGUACAACCUCCUUGUGAGAGGCUCAGAUCGCGACGGAGCUGCAGAUGGGCUGUCUUCCGAGUGCGACUGUAGAAUCAAGAUUUUAGACGUCAAUGAUAAUUUCCCCAUUUUAGAGAAAACUUCGUAUUCCGCCAGUAUUGAAGAGAAUUGUUUGAGUUCAGAACUGAUGCGAUUACAAGCAAUUGAUCUCGAUGAAGAAGGCACCGAUAACUGGUUGGCCAAAUACGUCAUUCUUUCUGGAAAUGAUGGGAAUUGGUUCGAUAUUCAAACAGACCCACAAACUAAUGAAGGCAUUGUGAAAGUUGUCAAGAUGCUAGAUUAUGAACAAGUACCGAAUAUUCAUCUGAGUAUUGGAGUUAAAAACCAAGCUGAAUUUCACCACUCAGUUGCUUCUCAAUUCCGAAUGCAUUCAACACCUGUGAGAAUUCAGGUUAUUAAUGUGAGAGAAGGACCCACCUUUGAUCCAAGUAUUAUGACUUUCAGCGUGCGUGAAGGAAUAAAAGGAGACUCUUUACUGAAUUACGUGCUUGGCACAUACACAGCCACAGAUUUGGACACAGGAAACCCUGCAACCAAUGUCAGGUAUAUCCUAGGGCAUGAUGCAGGCAGCUGGUUGAAAGUUAAUUCAAGGACUGGUGAGAUACAAUUUUCCAGGGAGUUUGAUAAGAAGUCAAAAUAUAUUACUGAUGGGAUAUACACAGCAGAGAUCCUGGCUGUAGAUGAUGGCUCAGGGAGAACAGCUACAGGGACCAUAUGUAUCGAGGUUCCUGAUAUCAAUGAUUAUUGUCCAGUCAUUUUUUCUGAAAAAAACACCUGCAUUGCCUCUCCAUCGAUCUUUAUCUUUGUUGAAGAUCAUUCAUAUGGGGCUCCCUUUACCUUCUGUGUUGUUGAUCAGCCACCAGGAACGGAAUACGUAUGGGAUAUCAGAUCAAUAAAUGCUACCUCUGCAUACCUUAUGACUGACCAGACUUUAUCUCCGGGACCGUACCAAGUCCCAGUCCUAGUAAAGGACAGCUAUAAUAGAGCAUGCGAAUUGCCACAGAUGGUGCAGUUCUAUGCCUGUGAUUGUGAAAACAACCAAGUGUGCUCGUCUUCCGGUACUACGGGCAUUUACACUGAGGAUUUCACUUCUGUUACUACUGACAUAUAUGGGCCUGCCACUGAUGACCAAGUUGGAGUUUCAAAUGUUGGUCUCGGGCCAGCAGGGAUUGGCAUGAUUGUUAUGGGCAUCUUACUACUACUUUUAUCUCCACUCUUGCUACUCAUGUGCUGCUGCAAACGAAGACAGCCUGAAGGCCUGGGGACAAGGUUUGCCCCUGUGCCCGAGGGGGGAGAAGGAGUCAUGAGGUCUUGGGGAAUAGAAGGUGCCCAUCCUGAGGACAGGGAUGUGUCAAAUAUAUGUGUACCCAUGACAGCUUCUAAUACCCAGGAUCGUAUUGAUUCCUCUGAAAUCUACACCAACACCUAUGCGGGCGGAGGAACAGUUGAAGGGGGUGUAUCUGGAGUGGAGCUCAACACAGGACUUGGGACAGCAACUGGCCUGGUGGCUGGGGGAGCAGUAGGAGCAGCGAGAAAGAGGAGUUCCACAAUGGGGACCUUGCGGGAAUAUGCAGACACCGGCAUGAACAUGGCUUUCUUGGACAGCUAUUUCUCAGAGAAAGCAUAUGCUUAUGCAGAUGAAGAUGAAGGUCGACCAGCCAAUGACUGCUUGCUCAUUUAUGACCAUGAGGGAGUAGGGUCUCCUGUGGGCUCGAUUGGUUGUUGCAGUUGGAUUGUGGAUGACUUAGAUGAAAGUUGCAUGGAAACAUUAGACCCAAAAUUUAGAACUCUUGCUGAAAUCUGCUUAGACACAGAAAUUGAACCAUUUCCUUCACACCAGGCCUGUAUACCAAUCAGUACUGAUCUCCCUUUGCUUGGACCUAAUUACUUUGUUAAUGAAUCUUCGGGAAUGACUCUUUCAGAGGCUGAAUUUCAAGCUGAAAUGGCAGCAUCUGAACCCGUGCUUCAUGGGGAUAUUAUAGUGACUGAGACUUAUACUACAGAUGAUCAAUGUAUACAACCCACUACAAUUGUUUUUGAUCCUCAGCUUCCACCCAAUGUUGUAGUAACUGAAACAGUCAUGGCACCUGUCUAUGAUCUUCAAGGGAAUAUUUGUGUACCUGCUGAGUUAGCCAACACACAUAACAUAAUCUAUACUGAGAGAGUACUGCCUAGUCCUGGUAUGCCUGACAUGAACAAUAGUUGCAUGACUGAUAGCUGUAUGGGACCUAUGAUGAGUGGCAGUAUUUUGGUAGGCCCAGAAAUUCAAGUGACACAAAUGGUGAGUCCAGACGUUCACAUAAGCCAAGCCAUUGGCUCCACAUCCCCAAUGGCAUCUCGACACAGAGUAACACGAUACAGUAACAUACAUUACUCCCAACAGUAAGUGCUUUGUGUCAGGAUUCUGUAUGAAGCUCGUAAUUUGCAAUUGCCAAUAUAUCCACUAAAAAUACAUAAUGUACUAUACUUAAUGUUUCAACA